Molecule: messenger RNA, 1882 nt
Organism: Mandrillus leucophaeus (drill)
Lineage: Eukaryota; Metazoa; Chordata; Mammalia; Primates; Cercopithecidae
Gene: ARPC4
Product: actin related protein 2/3 complex, subunit 4, 20kDa
Exons: 5
Coding region: 572-982 (136 amino acids)
Biological process (GO): Arp2/3 complex-mediated actin nucleation; actin filament polymerization
Cellular component (GO): actin cytoskeleton; Arp2/3 protein complex
Molecular function (GO): actin filament binding
Source: RefSeq, a predicted model, not a curated record
GGGUGGGGAGAAGGUGGGCCUCGAGCAAGCCCGCUAGAGGUGGGGUCUGGGUGGUUGGCCUCAGGCGCGCCCCAGGGCAUAGCCCGGGGCGGGAGGCGGGGCUUGGCGGCGGAGAUCUCGGCGCUGCAGUUAGCGCCGCUGAGCCCCAGGAGCUGCGGGUAGGAGGGGCGAGAGAAAGGAUGGGGGCACAGAACCGGAAGAAACGAAGGGCUCCUCCGCUUCAGCUUGUCCUAAUUUGGUGCCCAAUCUGAAGCUGGGCUGUACCAUUGCAUACCUGGGGGGAGGCUGUGGCAAAGGUAACAAGGCCGAAGGCACAAAGGGGAGCUGCUCCCAUUCCUGGAGAAGCUUAAGUAGUGACUCGAGUGCAAGAGUUUAAAGAUACCGGACAGCCCUAGGUGGAAAACUUCCGGAAGGGCCAAGCGUUCGCAAGGGCUCCCUAUCCCGCUCAGGGCAUAGAUGGUACCAUCCGGAAGUCCGGGCGGAGACAGCGGCUGCGCUUCUCGCGAAAGGGCAGGCAUCGCGGGGCUGGCCACUUCCGUACUUCCGCUUUCCGGCCCAGCCAGCGCCCGCGAUGACUGCCACUCUCCGCCCCUACCUGAGUGCCGUGCGGGCCACAUUGCAGGCUGCCCUCUGCCUGGAGAACUUCUCCUCCCAGGUUGUGGAACGACACAACAAGCCGGAAGUGGAAGUCAGGAGUAGCAAAGAGCUCCUGUUACAACCUGUGACCAUCAGCAGGAAUGAGAAGGAAAAGGUUCUGAUUGAGGGCUCCAUCAACUCUGUCCGGGUCAGCAUCGCUGUGAAACAGGGAUAUGAUAUCAGCUUUCUGAUCACCAAUUUCCACACAGAGCAGAUGUACAAACACAAGUUGGUGGACUUUGUGAUCCACUUCAUGGAGGAGAUUGACAAGGAGAUCAGUGAGAUGAAGCUGUCAGUCAAUGCCCGUGCCCGCAUUGUGGCUGAGGAGUUUCUUAAGAAUUUUUAAACUAUCUGGCUGGAUCUUGUGGCCUUCCCCCUCAGACUACCCAUGUCUCCACGAAGGCGUCCUGGAGUCACUUCCCAGAGCAGCGGCGGCAGCGGCGGCAGGGAGCUGGGUUGGGGUGGGCAUUUGAUGCGGGAGGUGGGUGAUGUGCUUGCUAGCUGGACAAGAAAGCAGCUGUGGACCUGCCCCAAGGCCACACAUGCCUGGUCAGGCUGGCUUCUGAUGUUCAGUGCCCUGGGCCGGGACAGAUUUUUUUUAACGUCUUGAAACUUAAACUCUGUGCUUGUAGGAUACUGUAACCUUUUUGUCUGGUUUUUUUUUUUUUUUUUUUUAAACCUCCACCUCCAGUGACUGUGACUGGUCCCAGUGAUUGUACCUUAUUGGUUGCUGUGGGUCUGGGCGGGCCUGGAGCCAGAAGGCGACUUUAUUUUUUCUCUCCUAUGCCACCCCAGGUGGGGAGGGAGGGAGGUUUCAGACUCUGGUUUCUCUCCCUUACCCUUUUAUUCCCAAGCCUCCUUGGCCCCAAUAUAAGUGGUGGGAACCCUCUGCCAGCUUCCUGAGUUCUGCCUGAAGAUGGCCCCCCAGCACUGGUUGGGGACAGGGGCCAAAUUGGUGACCACCAGUCAUGCCUAGGACCUGGGGCCCAAAAGCCAGGCAACCCCUGACUACAGGGGCCACUGGGUACCCUCCUAGUUGAGAGGGGCCGCUGUUUCGCCUUGUCCGUCAGUGCCAGUGCCUGUGCCAGAGGUUGCGAGGUGAGUCCUCCAGAGCUUCCCAGCCGGGCCCUCCUCCUGCCUGUUCUGGCUUGUCUGCUCCCACGCUAGCUGUCCCUUUUCUGAUUCUGGUGGAUCCUCCCUCCCCUAAUUAAAGUCUCUUUUUGCCCCUUUGGGGCUGCAUGAGGUC